Messenger RNA from Leptomonas pyrrhocoris, 527 nucleotides. RefSeq lists its product as hypothetical. The coding region runs from base 147 to 527 and encodes 126 amino acids. The record is from RefSeq and is a predicted model, not a curated record. The transcript has a single exon. NCBI's taxonomy places the organism in Eukaryota, Euglenozoa, Kinetoplastea, Trypanosomatida, Trypanosomatidae.
GUCGCUGAACUCAUAUUUUGUAUUUAAAAGAAAGGGAUUGGGCGCGUGAGAGUCGUCUAGCACUUUGCCAUCUUUAUCAUUUCAAAGCCAAACGUAGUGCCCUGUCCUAGGCUUCCAUUAGCUUUUAUCACUAGUAUGAUUUUAAAAUGGCACUUACCAGCUCGCACGUGCAGCUUCAGCUGCGGCGCACACCGCUGAUGUUGGCCAACGGCCGCAAGUGGUGGAAAGACGGCGCACCGGACUACACCCGUGCCAACCGGCGUCGGAUGGAGUUGGAGCAGCAACGCAUUGCAGCGAGUCAGUACCUGCCGCCCAUCGAGCCCACACCGGAGCAGGCGUGCCAGCUCUACCGCCGUCUCCUGAAGGCAGCUGAGAGGACCCUUGUCGUGACCGAUAAAAGCUUUUUCCGGCGCAAGGUACGGUACGAGUUUGAGGUGACCUCGCGACAGACGAGCUCCAGGGUGCGGGGUAUCAUGUUUGAGAAGGGGCAAUGGAUGGUGGAGAACAAACUCGGCGGGGUUAUGUAA